This is a messenger RNA of Ambispora gerdemannii, 1227 nucleotides long. The record is from the annotation of a GenBank genome assembly. NCBI's taxonomy places the organism in Eukaryota, Fungi, Glomeromycota, Glomeromycetes, Archaeosporales, Ambisporaceae.
AUGGAUACCGCUAUUGUUGUUAAUGCUCAUACUCCAUUACCAUCUGCUGGAUUUAACACUGAUUAUGGGACACGAGGACCUUCACAUCGAGCAGGUCUAACUGCAAGCCAAUCAAUUGUCCAUGUCAUUAAAGCCUCUUGGAUAAAUAUUCUUUUGGUUUUCGUCCCACUCGGAAUUAUUUCUCAUCAUUUGCAUUGGGGAGAGACUUUGACUUUUUCGUUGAAUUUUUUAGCCAUUAUUCCGCUUGCAAAAAUUUUGGGACUAGCCACGGAAGAAAUUGCAUUGAGAGUUGGUCAGACAAUUGGUAGUCUUUUGAACGCAACAUUCGGAAAUGCUAUCGAAUUGAUUAUUUCAAUCUUUGCCAUUCGUCAAGGCCAAAUACGAGUUGUCCAAGCUUCAAUGUUGGGUUCAAUUAUUACAAGUCUGUUGUUGGUGCUAGGAACGUGCUUCGUAGCAGGCGGCUAUUAUAAAGCAGAACAAAGUUUCAAUCAGACGGCAGCUCAAACCAGUUCAAGUUUGAUGACAUUAGCAUGUAUUGCUCUGAUUAUUCCCGCGGCAUUGCAUGCAGCCGUAGAUGCCGACAACCAUAAAGAAAUUCUCGAUUUGAGUCAUGGAACGGCGAUCGUUUUGCUUGGUGUUUAUGGAUUUUAUUUAUAUUUUCAAUUGAUAUCUCAUAAACAUCUUUACUCAGAAAUUCCAGAGGAAGGCGAAGAACAGCAAGAAGAGCAAGAAGAGAAAGAAGAGCCACAACUUACAUUACAGUUGUCACUUGGAUUGUUGGUAGGUGCAACACUCGUAGUUGCAUUCUGUGCUGAAUAUCUCGUUGAUUCAAUCGAAGGUAUCGUCGAAUCUUCGGGUUUGAGUAGAACUUUUGUUGGUCUUAUUCUAUUACCGAUAGUCAGUAAUGCAGCAGAGUACAUUACUGCAGUUACCGCGGCAAUAAAGGAUAAAAUGGAUCUGGCAAUUGGUUGUACGACUGGAAGUUCGAUGCAAAUUGCACUUUUAAUUACUCCAUUUUUGGUAGUCUUGGGUUGGACGCUCGAUCAACCAAUGACGUUGUUCUUUGAUGUGUUUGAAACAGUUAUUCUAUUUAUUUCGGUUUUGAUAACGAAUUAUCUUAUUCAGGACGGAAAAUCUAAUUGGUUGGAAGGUGUAUUGUUGCUUUCCACGUACAUUAUUAUCGUUCUUGCCUUUUACUUUUAUCCCGAAGAAGACACUUCUCUUUAG